CAUAAUUGAUCAGCCCAGUUGACCCUCGUGAUUAGCGACACAUCGGUUGUACAACGAUGGCGUCUUCCGCCCAAGGAAAUGGAAAUAAAGUACAAGACGAUCCAAAGGCCGAAAACUUGAAACUUCUAGCUGACGUAAACGGAAAGAAAAACAAAACUACAUUCAAAGGACCCAUCUCAGACAGGUCAUGCACGGACAUUCCCUGCUGUAUUCUGUUUGUGGCGUAUAUUGUUGGCAUGGUUGUUGUAGGAAUUAUUGCUUUCAAAGAAGGAGAUCCUGAUAGACUUCUGUUGCCACAAGAUUCGCAAGUUAUGAUGGAUAAAAAAUAUCUGCUGUUCUUUGACAUCAGUACUUGUGCCACAAAGGGUGGAGAUUUUACCAAAUAUGUUACAGUUCCUUCAUGUCCCACACCACAGGUUUGUGUUAAAUCUUGUCCAGAGAAAAAUCAGCUAGGGUAUGACCCAGAACCAAGUAAUAUGGUCUGCAAAGAAGGAGUUGAGGCUGUUACCAAGAGCAACAGAAAAGAAUUGGUCCUACAAGGAAAAUGUGCACCAUACUAUUUGGCUUCAGAGCCAGUUUUGUAUCGAUGCAUACCAACCUUGGCAACUGACUUGCUUGCCAACAGCUCAUUCAUAACAAAUCUUGCUGGAAAUAACAUAACCAAAUCAGUCAUUGAAGCUGGAUUACAAGGGCUUCAAUUUCUUUUAAAUGCACAAAAUUUUGGAAUGUCGAUAUUUGAGGACAUUAAAGCUGUAUGGCACUGGUUGUUAAUUGGGAUGAUACUGGUUUUAGUACUUGCAUUUAUCUACAUUCUCAUCACAAGAUGGAUAACAGGCCCUCUCAUCUGGUUCAGCAUCAUUGCUGUCUUUGCCUUGAUUAUUUAUGGGAUGUACUUUUGUUACAGCAAGUACAAGUUCUUAAAAGAUUCUGGCACUAGUAAAGACUUUGAGCUUAAAUUUACCCUGAACUUGGACACGUACACUCAGUCAAAAGACACCUGGCUGGGCAUUGGUAUUUUCCUGACUAUUUUGUUGGUCAUCCUCCUGUUGAUUGUUCUUGUCCUGCGCAAAAGAAUCCAGAUUGCUAUUGCCAUGAUAAAGGAAUCCAGCAAAGCUGUUUCAGCAAUCAAGACAUCUUUGUUCUUUCCGAUUAUUCCAUGGCUGCUCCAGCUUGCUCUGUUUGCCUGGUUUUUGGGUGUUAAUGUUUAUUUGGUGACCAAUGGAACACCUGAGUAUAAGGUGAUCGAUGUUCCCACAGAUGGUGAUAAAUACAACUUAACAAACGAGAGUAACUGUAACCCACAGACUUUUGAAACUGAUCAUCCCAACACCAGUGCAAGUUGUGUUAUGGCUGGAUAUAAGGAAAAUGUACAUCUGUUUCGUAUGCAAGUUUACCAUUUCUUUGGCUGGUUGUGGAUCAUGAACUUUAUCAUUGCCCUUGGUCAGUGUGCACUGGCUGGUGCAUUUGCUUCAUGGUAUUUUGCCUUCCACAAGCCGGAUGAUGUUCCUUCACUCCCAAUCCUUAAAUCGUUCUGGCGCACCAUAAGGUACCAUACUGGAUCGUUGGCCUUCGGAGCUGCAAUUAUUGCCAUUGUCCAGUUUAUCAGAGCUGUGUUGGAGUACAUUGAUCGCAAAGUUAAAGAGUCUGGCCAGGAUAGCAAGAUUGUCAAGUUCAUUAUGUGCUGUUGCAAGUGCUGUUUCUGGUGUUUGGAAAAGUGCUUGAAGUUCCUCAACAAGAAUGCUUACAUCAUAAUUGCCAUCAAAGGAAAGAAUUUCUGCGGUGCUGCCAAGGAAGCCUUCAUGAUCCUGUUGGAGAAUGUUCUGAGGGUGGUAGCUGUUAACAGUGUGACGUCAUUCCUUCUGUUCAUGGGCAAGCUGUUAGUGGUUGGAAUUGUUGCGGUCUGCAGUUUCUUUUGGUUUGAUAAAAUAAGCAAAGAUGAUCCCGACACUCUUCAGUUUGAUGUGGUGCCAACCAUCGUGAUGGUGAUUUUUGCCUACGCUGUUGCAAUCCUGUUCUUCGAUGUCUAUGACAUGGCCAUUGACACCAUAUUCCUGUGCUUCUUGGAAGACAUCAAGAUGAAUGAUGGCAGUGCUGAAAAGCCUUACUUCAUGAGUGAUUCACUCAAAGGGAUACUGGACCUACAGAACCGCCCGCCCCCGGAGGGGAAUGACGAAGGUCGGAAGUGAGCCAAUGGACUACACCCAAAAAACUUUUCAACUUUCUGGAUAUUUCUUAGUUUCCUCAUUACUACUAUAUGAAAACAACAAUCCAGAAUCUAUUUUCUAGAUUUUAUGUACUUAACAAAGCUAUCGUUCAUGGAAUCCUGAUGUGACUAAUAGGUGCAGUAACCCGACUGUAACUUAAAGUCAGUCGCGUUUUGAACGACUGGGAGCCAAAAUGCAGGGGAUUUUUGUCACUGACUCGAGCCUGGCAGCAUGUAAUAUAAUUCUAGGUUAAGCUGUUGUUGGAAAUAGUUUUUUUGUGUGACUGAAGUGGGAGGUGCGCAGAAAAUUAGGAAUAUGACCAAAACUUAAACGUACGUCAUCGAAAUUGUAAUGCUUAACGUUCACACUUACCUCUCUAAGCAGAAUUGUUUGUGUCAGUGGUAGUUUUCAAUUUUGUAUUGCUAAUAAAAGGCAUUUAAGAAUUACCAUAAUGACGUGUACCCUCGUACUAAAGUAAGGCACUAGCUCUUAAUGUAUUAGACUCAAUCCUUCUGUCCUUUGAGAGUAUCUGACCAUACUAAUCUAACAACUCAAAGAAGGAAUGAAAAAUUAAAGCAACCACUCUUGUCAGA
This is a messenger RNA of Pocillopora damicornis (cauliflower coral), 2797 nucleotides long. RefSeq names its product choline transporter-like protein 4. The record is from RefSeq and is a predicted model, not a curated record. NCBI's taxonomy places the organism in Eukaryota, Metazoa, Cnidaria, Anthozoa, Scleractinia, Pocilloporidae. Gene Ontology annotation, molecular function: transmembrane transporter activity. Gene Ontology annotation, cellular component: membrane. Gene Ontology annotation, biological process: transmembrane transport.